AUGGCGCUCUUCUUCUCCUUCACCACUCCACUUGGAAUCGCGAUCGGCAUGGGGAUUUCCAAGGUCUACAAAGACAACAGUCCGACUGCUCUGAUAGUGGAAGGCGUUCUCAACUCGGCGUCGUCGGGAAUCUUAAUAUACGUGGCGCUCGUGGAUUUGUUGGCAGCCGAUUUUAUGAGCCCAAAAAGUACAAGCCAGUGGGCGACUUCAGAUCGGAGUUCAAAUUGCUCUUCUUCUAGGCGCUGGAUUUAG
Molecule: messenger RNA, 252 nt
Organism: Linum tenue
Lineage: Eukaryota; Viridiplantae; Streptophyta; Magnoliopsida; Malpighiales; Linaceae
Source: the annotation of a GenBank genome assembly